UGUCAACAGCGACGAUCCAAACACUGGAGUGAAUGAAGAAGCCUGAUACAGGACAGGAACUCGAUUUCAGCAGUUUGCCUUCUUCCUUCAAUCAUCAGCCUCUAACGGACAAGAAUGUCUCAGUCCGACACCGAAACAGCAGAGGAUGGACUUUACGGUUCCUGGGUUGAGGUAGAGGAGUUGAUUGCAGCUUUGAGCCGAAGCGAGAGUCUGACAGGACCUCAGGAUAGUGUCUCUUCUGCCCUGCAGGGGGAGCAAGAGAGGAUCCUCCUUGAGGCACAACUUGAGUGUGAGAGGAGUAGAGACAGUCCUCCACAGGUGAUGACACCACGCUCCGCUGGUUCUCCCAGACCCAACAGUGAGCAGGACAGUGACUGCAUCCCCAUUCAGGAGGAAUCUGAGCGACGGGGGGACACAGACUGGGUGUGGGACUGGUCCAGUAGACCUGAAAAUAUGCCACCAAAAGAGUUCGUGUUUCAACACCCAAAACAGCCAAGCUCUCUCAGUGUUAGGAAGACAGAGGUGAUGAAAAGAGGAAUUUUCUCAUCCGAUGUUCUCCUCAUUCUUGUUCCCUCCCUGCUGGCUUCACAUCUGCUCACACUUGGUGUUGGCAUCUACAUUGGGAAACGACUGGCCGCUUCCUCAGCUAGCACACUGUGACAUUGACUGUAGACUCAAGUUCCUGUUCAGUCUGUUCAGUUACAGUCUGGUCAAUAAGGUCACAGUCAGCCCUUUCUCCCACACUAACUUGCCCCGUUCCCUUUCCAUGGGACUAACAUAAAAACCUGCCUCCAUGUACCUCUGUCUAUCCAGCAGCACUCUAUUUUUAUUUUUAUCAUAUUUAACUAUAUGUACUGUACAUGUGGUCGGGCCUGAGAAGCUGAUGGACGCUGACCAAUGAGUCAGACUGCGGUCACUAUUACUCUCCAGCAGAGUAACACUGAUCUCAACCAGGUAAAGAAUAAUCAAAGGAAAGGGAUUGCCAAGAUACAAGAGGAAAUAGCGAGGGAACAAUGCAUCCUUUUGUGAAGGGGAGAUGAAAAUGGUUGGAUGGGAACAGAGUGUUCUGAUGAGAUGAGGCAGAUAAUACGUGCUAGCUAUUCUCCCUAUCCUUGAUAAAGCAAAAUGUCUGUUAUUUGUUAAAAGUAAUGACCCUCUGUAUGUCUGAGCUGCUUAAAAGAGGGUUCUUGUUCUUUUUGUCUGCCCUAAUGUCGACUCUAAUGUAAAGACUUUUAGUUGGCUGAGUGAACGUAGAAACGGUUUUGAUUGUGUUUUUUGUUCCAGGAAGCAAUUAAAUCUAUUUGACCUCUGACAAAGACAGUCACGAUCUCAUUAAACUUCACUCCUU
Messenger RNA from Cyprinodon variegatus (sheepshead minnow), 1348 nucleotides. Its product is annotated as BCL2/adenovirus E1B 19 kDa protein-interacting protein 3-like. NCBI's taxonomy places the organism in Eukaryota, Metazoa, Chordata, Actinopteri, Cyprinodontiformes, Cyprinodontidae. Gene Ontology annotation, cellular component: mitochondrial outer membrane; nucleus; mitochondrial envelope. The coding region runs from base 115 to 660 and encodes 181 amino acids. Gene Ontology annotation, biological process: positive regulation of apoptotic process; mitochondrial outer membrane permeabilization. The record is from RefSeq and is a predicted model, not a curated record. The transcript has 6 exons.